Messenger RNA from Schistosoma rodhaini, 2716 nucleotides. The record is from the annotation of a GenBank genome assembly. Lineage: Eukaryota; Metazoa; Platyhelminthes; Trematoda; Strigeidida; Schistosomatidae.
AUAUAAGAUACAUACAUGAAAUCACCACCACCACCACCACCACUAACAACAACAACAACAACAACAAAAAGGAAAUUUCUGAUCUAUAUGUAGGCGUUAAUGAAUAGAUUUACACAUGGAUAAAUGUAUGUUACUACACAUGUUAUAGAAAAUUUGGAACUCUUCUUCAAACUAACAUUUAUUUAUCAUUUUCUGUAUAAUAUGACCAUACUACUUAUUUCAUUGGAAAGAAAACUUCAAUAGUAUUGUCUAAACACUUUUUAAUCAUUCAUAUUAUAUGAAAUAAUGUCAUUAAAUUUUAAUAGGCUUUUUUUACAGGAUAUAGUAUGUAGAAGAGAAACUCCACAUUCAUUAGAUUUAAAUGAAGAAAAUGUGAAAAUCAAAGAAGAAUCCGAGUAUUCAGAAGGAGAUAAUGAUGAUGAUGAUGAUGAUGAUGGUGGCGAUGAUGAUAAUGAUGAAGACAAUGAAUCUGACGAUCAAUGUCGUAACGAUAAUGAUAAUGAUGAAUAUUCAAACUAUACUAAUGAAAACUAUAAAACAAUUAAUCCAAUCAAAUCAAAUGAAUAUUCACAACAAUUUAGACUUAUUACAGCAUUGAAUAAUCUACGAUUAGUUGUAGAUAAACAAGCUAAAUUACAAUCAUUACUUAAUGAUUAUAAACAUAAAGAUAAAAUACAAGAUUCUAAAUUAUUAUCAAAAUUAUUAACAGUUAAAGAUUAUAAUCAUACAUUGGAUGAUACUAAUAAUCAAACUAGUAAUCUCUUAGAGUCAACAACACCAACAACAACGACACCAACAACAGAUCAUAAAGAUGAUCUCAAACGGAAUGUUGAAUUGGAUAAUGAACAAAAAGAUGAAAUUACAAGUCUUACUAGUAAAACAAUUCAAUCUAAAAUGACGUGUAAAUCAUUGAAAAAACAUAAUACAACAGAUAUACCUAUAUCAUUAACGGAUAAAGAGAUUAUAGCAUUUCGAAGAAAUGAACGUUUAUCAAAAAGAAAAGAGAAAGUAACAGUACAAAUUCGUGUUGUAUUUUUAAAAAUUGGUGAAAUUGAUACACUGAAAGAAAUCUAUCACGCUGAUGCAUUUAUUCAAGCUAAAUGGAGAGAACCUCGUUUAGAUGGUAAAACAGAUGAAUGUCUUCGUAAAAUAGAUUUACAACGCUGUUGGAAUCCUCUAAUACUUAUUGAUAAUAUACUAAGUGAGUCUAAAGAACAACAUUGGAUCAUAACAGAAAGAAAUGAAAAUGAUGAAAUUUUCAUUGUUGAACGUCGUCGUUUGAGAGGGGUGUUUUUGGAGACAUUAGAAUUAAAUGAUUUUCCAUUGGAUGUUCAAGAUUUGACCAUAACUCUGACAUCCGAAAGACCAGAAUCGGAGGUUGAACUUAUACCCGAUAAAUAUGAACCCUGCAGAAUAAACCUACAAACACUUGUAGAUCAGCAGGAAUGGCGACUCCAUGAACAUAUUGAAGUAACAAGACGUUCAGCUACUCAAGAAUAUACGAAUUCUAGUCAAAGUCAUCCUUGUAUUUCUGUUACGUGUAGAGCAGCACGUAGGCCUGGUUAUUUCUACUGGAAUGUCUUCCUAAUUAUGUUUUUUAUCACAGGAUUAUCAUUUGCAACAUUUGCUGUACCACCGGAACGACCAGAAAAUCGACUUCAACUAUCUUUUACAUUAUUUCUAACUUCCGUUGCUUUCAAAUUUGUAAUUAAUCAAUCAUUACCGAAAAUCUCUUAUUUAACAUAUAUGGACAAAUAUGUAUUAAUGUCAUUGGCAAUAUUAUGUGUUGUUAGUGUAUGGCAUGCAGUAGUUACAUUAAUACCAAGUGAUGCAGAAUUUGAACAGCUUACUACAAAAAAUCUUUUAAAAACAACAAAUCCCCAAUUUUCGUUUAUGAAACGUUAUAAAGGAUUAACAUUUCCGCAUUCUUCUGCCGUCAACAUAACAUCUAGACAAAUAAAUGAUGCCAGUAUAGAUUAUCAUGUUGAUGUUAAAAAUAAUACAAGUUUAAUCCAGAUAGAAAAAUCUACAAAUGGUGAUAUCACUUCAAAUAAUGAUAAACAAAUUGUCGAUAGGCAAAAUGCACAGAAAUUAUCUCAACAAUUGAAUCAGCAAACAUGGAUAGCUUUAGCAUUACAAUCCAAAAGUCGCGAACAACAUAAACGUCGACUAAUGAUGAGAAUUGAAAGAGAUGUUUUCGUAUCAUUCUGCAUAUUAUAUGUAUUAGCUCAUUUGACAUUUAUAUUUUGGUUGUAUUUUGACGCAAGCAAACGUAGAAGAGAGAUGGUAGAACGAGAUCGAUUAUAUAAGAAAUCUAUGCAAGCAUCAAAGGUUUUAUAAAAUUCAAAAGUUGCCAUAAUGAUCACUGAGCAACACAUCCAUAAACAAAUCAUUAUAAGAAGGAAAAAAUAUAUAAUUAGAAUGACAAACAAAUAAACAUUUUCCAUCGAAUAAUCUUUGCAUUUUCCAUUCAUCUAUCUAUUUGAUUCAAUUGAUUGAAAUGUAUAUCUUGGUUAUCAAUAUCUUAUUAUUAUUAUUACCAAUCUAUCAAUCAACAGUGUUGAUCCGUUUUGAGAUAAUAAUCUUUUCUUUGUAAAGAAACAAAAAAAGAAAGAAAUAACUCAUUGUAUGAAUAAAUUUAAUUAUUCUGUAAAAUUUUUGUGAUUUGGAUACUUUAUUAAAAAAAUUGAUUAAUAAGCAUAAAUGUAGUCACAGU